Molecule: messenger RNA, 5473 nt
Organism: Pangasianodon hypophthalmus (striped catfish)
Lineage: Eukaryota; Metazoa; Chordata; Actinopteri; Siluriformes; Pangasiidae
Gene: rasef
Product: RAS and EF-hand domain containing
Exons: 17
Coding region: 186-2354 (722 amino acids)
Molecular function (GO): calcium ion binding; GTP binding; GTPase activity
Source: RefSeq, a predicted model, not a curated record
ACGUCAGCGGUGUCGCGAGCGCGCAAGGUGUGCUGAGUGGAGUCUGAAGGAAACUUGUCCGGGAGUGCAGAAAGUUUUAAAAAGAUCCUAACAGUCACUCAUUAAGUCGUUUCUGACAGACGGUUACGUCUUUGGCUUUGUUUCCGGGAAGUAAGCAUGUCUUAAAGAAGGUUUCGCACCUGUGCAUGGGAUUUUGCCUCAGAGAGAAGAGCGUGCGCUUGAUGGAGUCCGGCGCGUGCGAUGAAGAGAGUCUCCGCGCGCUCUUCCGCGCGUGCGAUGUCGACAAUUCGGGCGUCAUUGAGAAAUGGGAGUUUGAGCAGAUGUGCUCGGAGCUCCGCGUGCGACCGGCGGAUAUCGACGACAUAUUCACCAAGCUGGACACGAACGAGGACGGAGCGAUAAACAUGGACGAGUUUAUCCGCGGAUUUCAGACCGCGUCCAGCCUGUCGAGUGAAGAGAGAGAGCUGAGCGAGCGGGUGAACAGUGCAGAGGACUUCGCACUGGCCUGGGAGGACUUCACGAGCCGGCUCGGGGAACAGAGCAAGCUAAUCCCGCGAAUUGAUCAGGUUUCGACUCUGUACCAGAACAUCAGUCUGACCGAGACCAGGAUGAUUCCUCAGUAUGAGAAAGUCCUUCUAAACUUCAUCAGGGAGAUCAAACUCCAGAGUAAAGAGAUGGAGCGUCUGGCACUGGCUGCCAAAAGGGCUCAGGACCAGAGUGCCAUUCAGCUGAGUGCGAUGGAGGAGGAGAUGGACCAGCGUAUUCACAUAACUGAGAGAAACACACGCAUGGAGGAGUCUAAGAAGGCAGAGGCAGCACUGAGCAUUAUGAAAGAGCAGCACGAAUCUCAGCUGAGUGAGUUACGGCAGAAGGUCCUCACCCUGCAGAUGUUUGAAGACCAGAACAAGAGCACCAGCCUCAAAGAAGAAAACAUAGCACUGAAGCGAAAGAAUAAUGAGCUGACCCUGCAAAACCAGAAGCUAAAGCAGGAACUGCUGGAGUCACACACCAACAUAGCGUUUCUGCAGAGUGAGCUGGACUCCCUCAAGAGUGAUCUCACUGACCAGAGCAUCAAUCUUGAGCGAGAUGAAGCCCUAAUGAGGUCUUUUUCUGAGGAGAGGGACAACCUGGAGAGGCAGAUUGAGAUGCUUCAGUUAGCAAACAGGAAGCUUCACGACACCAACGAUGGUCUACGUAUGACUCUGGAGAACAGCCAGAGCAAAAACAAGAAUCAGAGAGGUAGUGGACUGUCUCCUGCAGGUACCAUCGAUAGGACAAAGAGCAUGUGCACCCCAUAUUUUGAAAGGUGCUGUAAGGUCUACACAGAUGAUGAUUACGAGCAGCUGCAGAUAGCGGAGUGCCUGCGAACGCAGAACAGUGAGUCUUUGGCUCUGGCGCUGUGUGAUCCCAUGCGCAGACGUAGCAGCUGUGAGGUGGACAGUCUAGAUGAGAGCUGCGUGGACAGCGGCAUGUCCACUCUGCGCUCCAACAACGGCUACGACUCAGAGCAGGAGAGCAUUGUUCGAAGCGCAGUUUGCAUGACUGCCUUCAGCUGCUCAGGAGACACCUCAGACACGGAGGUGCCAGAAGUACGAGAUGAGACAGGGUGCGAAUCAGACAGCGAGUCUGUCCUGAACAUGACUUCAAAUCCAGUCGACACAAAAGACAUCACUGCUUCAGGGAAGAAAUGUCUUUCACCCAUCUUCAGUGAGAAACUGAAGGGUGAGAGAGCAGUGAUGGCUCAGGCAUCUGACAAAACGUACAAGAUUGUGUUAGCAGGUGAUGCGGCAGUGGGCAAGUCCAGCUUCCUCCUACGCCUCUGUAAAAACGAGUUUAAGGGUGUCACCAGCACCACUCUGGGAGUUGAUUUCCAAAUGAAGACUCUUGUGGUAGAUGGAGUGCCGACGGUGCUGCAGCUUUGGGAUACAGCAGGUCAGGAAAGGUUCAAAAGCAUUGCAAAAUCCUACUUCAGACGGGCCGAUGGCGUUCUCCUGCUCUAUGAUGUAACCUGUGAAAAGAGUUUUCUAAAUGUGAGAGAAUGGGUCGACACCAUAGAGGAUGUGUCCCAGUAUAAAAUCCCCAUUAUGCUGGUAGGGAAUAAGACAGAUCUGCGGCAGCAGGCUCUUCAAAGUGGUGUCAAAUGCAUCUCAACAAGCUGCGGAGAGAAACUGGCCAGGACUUACAGCUCCCUCUUCUGUGAGACAAGUGCAAAGGAUGGUUCAAACAUCAUCGAGGCAGUGCUCCAUUUAGCACGAGAGGUUAUCAAACAUGCACAUGAACGCAAGGACACAACAUUGGGGCCAAACCUCUCUGGGAGCCCCAACACAAAGAUCACCAGCUGCUGCAGGGCCUAAUGCAUGUUCUUUAUCAUACUAAACACACCUGCAGUGUGUGUUAUAAUACUUGUUUCAGAAAGAUGCCACCUGUGUAUUGGACUGUAUGAGGCCUUACAUUUCUAUGCCUGUCUGUAUUGCAGCCUACCUCUGAUUGCGCAGCUCGAACUUUACUUUAAAGAGUUUCAUGUUUUACACAUAGGGUGCUGCAUAUAGGAUAUUCACUCUGUUCCGUCAUACCCGGAGAAGUGCACUAUACAGUGAGUAGGGAUGCAAAUAGAGUUUGUAAGAGUUCAGUGAGGGUUUUCUCAUGGUGGUAGACUAAGGCCCUGAUAUUAAGAUCCCAGAUAAAUCAUUUACAUGUGCAGUGAACUAGUAGGCAUGUUGUGAGUUAUUUACAAAAAUAAUUUUGUGAAUAACAUCAUGUGCAAAGUAGGGGUAGAAAUUACCAUUUUUACAUAUGGAGUUUAUUUUCAGUAACUACAGCAAUUUCAGAUUUCAGACACCCAGAAGAGUGAAACUGAAACUCAAGUAUAACAGCGAAUAAAGGUGGAAAACUGUUCAAAAUACAAUAUGAGCAUUAAAAAAAGUGUAUAGAAAUAAGAGUGUUCUAUAAUUGAGGUAAAUGUAAAGGCUAGGUUUAAAUGCUGUCAGCAUCUGUGAUGUGAACAGGGGGUGAAUAUCUAAUCUAAAACCAACUUCACCAUGACAAUAAUAUCUCAUCUGAGAAACUUUCUGAUUGUUUGGAGACAUCAACUCUAUACCAUUUAGUUAACUAGGUGUCAUUUUGUCUUCACUAAUGGAAACAGGCUUACACAAAAUUUAACACUUGCCCUACGGUUGUACUGAUUUGCUCACGCAGUUACUGUCCUUGAAGUGACUUUCAUGUUUAGUCAUUCACAUUGCAAGUUCAAAAAGAUUUAAUCUGCAUAAACACUACACUGUAUUUUCCACCUUAGAAUAAAAACGUCCCAAAUUCGAUGUUCAUUAAUGCAAGCACACCAAACAGACACAAGCUAUUUUGCACAUAUGAAAGACGCAAUCCUUCCUUGACAUGUUAGUAAAUCAGAUGUUAGUAAAAAUUGCAAACCUUUAAUAAGUUAGUGCCUUAUGGCCUAAAUCAUGCCUGAAGUAGAAUAGCUAGGAGUAAAAGUUGUAUUUAUGAUAAUUAACUCUAAUCAUUAUAUGAAAUGAUAGUAGAAUUUCUGUUUGUUAUUCAGUAAAAUGUAGCAUGCAUAUAUUCUAUAUUAUGCAUUUAUAUGAAAUGGUUUCUCAGACUCAAUUUAAGCAACAUGAAUUUAGCUUACCUGAAGGGUUUAGAAUUCUGUUUUGUUGUUUAACUGAAAAACUACUUUAUUCAAGCAUUACAAAGUACAACUUUCAUUAUUACAAUUUAUUUAGCUAGGACAGUGAAAUAACCUGACAGUCAUUACUUACAUAUUUUUGAACAUUUCCUUUAUAUAAUGUUCUGAUUGAAACAAUGUUUGCAUGUAAUCUUGAUUUACUGAUAUAGUAGCUAACUAUGGCUACAGUUUUAGAACAAAGUUCAGGACAUUUCAAUAUGAUAUUGUUUUUCAUACAAACCAACCAAAUCCCAUCACUGACACACCUGUGGUACUACCACAUGAACAAGUAGCAACACUACAAUGUAAUGAGCAAGUUUUCUUAGCGAUUUCAGCUCCAGAUCUAAAUUUUAUUUUAGGAGAUUCAAACUAGCUACAUCAAUUCAAACUAGCUACAUUCUACAAAUUACAGACCACACGAAUAUACAGAAAGUGGGAUAUAAUAUACCGGUAUGAUAAUAUAAUGUUAAAUAAACACUAUUUUCAGGCUCAGAGAACCUGUAAGAUUUUUAAAACAGGAUUCUUACUAAGAAUUAAUACACUAAAAAUCAGGGUAAAUGGAUUUUAUGUAUUGUAUUGAUAACCUGCUGAAGAUUUUCUGCAAUAUUCUAGCAGUUUUACUAACCAAAGAACGGCCACUGCGCAUUCAAAGCAACUGUGAGAUGUUUUCCAUAAAACUUUUUAAACCAAGUGCCAGCAACUUGUUUAUUCAUCUGUACCAUCAUUAAAUUCAACUGCUUUGCUUAGAUUUUCUUGUAUAUUCUACAUAUUUAAUAUAUUGUGCAUCUUACUUGCAAUGAUCAACACACUGUUUUUUGUAACUUAUGUGUUAUGGAAUUCCUUUUAUGCUUAAUUGAAUAAAAUGUGAAAAAUUGCAUUAUUAAAUUAAGAUAAUUCAAAUGCUAUAAUGUUUUAUAAAUGUAAUCAUUUAUAUGUUUUCAAUUAUGUAGCCAUUUUCUAACUGAAUUAUUGUAUGAUUGUUUGAUUUCAAAUCCACUAUUUUCUAAAGUUGGUUUUUAUUUCAUUAAAUUGUAUUGCCUUUUACUGUUUUUAUUUCAUAAUGCUAAUUUUCAAGUGUAUUAUGAAACAGCUAGCUAGGUUGGUAAUAAUAGAACUGUCUAAUGUUAAAGUUUUACUCAGAAGCUAUUUGUUACUUAGUGAGCUACAAGUUAAAACUAUUGUUACCUUUUUUUUAAAUAAGUUAAUUAGCCACAAAUGCAUACAUAAAUUCCAUAAUGUGUAUGCUGCUGCUCAGGUUUACGUAUUUCUGUUGUGUCGCAGGGAUACCUACGCCGUAAUCAAAUAAGAAAUAUAUAUUAAAACAAGUGUAAUGUUUAAAUUUGGGAAUUUUAUUGUGGCAAUACUAACAUAUAAAACAAUCCAUAAUUGAACAUAGAAACAAUCAAAAUUGACAUUACAAACUUCAUAAGGCUUUGAGUCCCAGUGUUCCACAAACUGGGCAUUUUUUUAAAUCUUGGUAUUCCCAGAGUUGCAUUGUAGAACUGACAAAGACCAAAGUAAAAAUGUGGAAAAGUGUGUUGUUAGCCAUGCAAAGAAAAAUUGUCUGUUCAAACGCAUCUGGCAAAUUAGGGAAAAUAAGAAAGCAAUUCUUACUGAAACAAACAAAAAAUUGCAUAUACCAACACAGUAAAGAUGUUUUCGAAAGUUGCAUAUUUUCAUUUUAUCACACUCUGUGAUUUAUGAAUGACUGAAAGGGAAAUGUGUUGCUUUACUUGCAAGGCCAAUUAGUCUAUUUGUUUGACCUGCAUCAUUGUAACAGUGACACAAAUGAAGAAU